AUGCGCGCCAAAUCGGUCGAGUCGAAACCCCCGCCGAAGCCCCGGAACGGGCUGUCGAAAACCGCGGGCGGGAAGAUCGCAAAACCGAAGAAAGUUGCGCUGCUCGCCAGCAGCGCGAAGAAAUCCAAACCCGCGCCCUCUAGUGGCGGUGCCAAGAAGCACCCGCCGGAACCCAAACCAAACCCCAAAAAGUCGAAGCCCAAAGAUGACACUCCAAAGGAGGAUAAAUCGAACGUAGUUAAACCCAAAGCAAACAAAAUAGUCAGAGAUUUAGUCAAGAAGCCGGUCAUCGACGGUAAAAUCGGUAGUGGAAAAGUCAAGCCCUCGGCGAGGACUAAAAAAGUAGUGAUUAGUGCGAAAGAUGACAAAGUCGCCACGAUCGAAUCGGUAGUUAGUGACGAGAAAAUCGUCGUAGAUGAAGAAGUAGUCAAGAAAAAGUCGCCGGUACGAAGCAAAGAGAAAGUGAACAAAAACAAGAUCCCUACACCGAAAAAGAAAAUCAUCAAGUUGAAAACGGUUAGUAAAGUCCUAGGUGACAAAAGCAAGAAGAUAGAAGCCAAAAGUCAACCCGAUGUAAAGAACCCUGCUGAUGUAGAACUUAACGGUCUGGAAACAGAACCAAUUAUCAGCUCACCGGAGCCUGAAAAACCAAACAAAAAUGGAAAAGCUAAAACAAAAGAUUUCAAGAAAGUCGCUAAUGGAGGGUGUUUACCGCUUACGAAGAAGACUGGUCCGAAACAGUUGGCACCGAAGGUUGCCAAAAAAGCCCCUCCCAAACUGAAGCCUGUUAAAACUAGCCUGAAGGGCGUUAAGAACGUGAUCAAGCCGAAGAAAGAACGUAAAAAGAAGGAGGCUAGAGUUUAUAGUUACAAUAACGACUCGUCUACUUCCGAUGAUCUUCCGCUAGAUGCACUGGUUGCCAGGCAGAAGAAUGGGUUGGUGCUCAAGUCAGAGCCACUCGAAACGGAGCUUAUUAACAGUAUUAGCAAAGUUGAAAGUGAUGCACCGAAGAAAGAGCCCCUGAAGAAAGUUAAGCAGAAAGAAAGCGAGAAGUCGAAGGACAAGUCUGAACCGGCGGUCAUUAAAAAAGAAACAGAAGUCAAAAAAGAAUCAGACUCGAAGAAAGAACCGGAAGUCAAAUCGAAAAAGGUCAAAACGGAAGUGAAAGACGAGGCUCCCGUCAAGAAAGAAACAAAAAAGAUGACGACGAAAGCCAAAUCAAACGAUUCGAAGAAGGGCAACACGAAGCCGGAAAGUGACGCCGAGUCCGCCGAAGACUCGAAAGUCGCGCAACCGGACUUCUGCCCGAACCUGCUGAAGAGCAUGAAGAAGGAGUUCUGCGAGCCGGAGCCGGUGAAGAAGUCCAAGCUGCAGAAGACGAAGAAGAACUUGAAAACGGUCGUCAAGAAACUGAAACCAAAGGCCUUGAAGAAGUCUCUAGUCAGCAAGCAGAAAGCUCUGAAGAAGAAGUUGUCCAAGCCGAAGACGAAAGCUCCGGCGGACGACGAGAGCGACAAGGCCGUGGCGAAGCGCACCAAGGCUCUCGCCCUGAACGGUGCCCGACGGCAUCGAGUGGCCUCCCUGAACGCCAUCGCCAAAGUGCACUGUCUCUACGAAAACGAGUCCCGCGGGGCCCUGACGGAGCUCCACGACGACCUCCUCCAGAUCACGGAGGAAGGUCGCGACCCGGAGCGCGUCUUCAAGAAGAUGACCCAGGUCUCGAAGCGGAUCCUCCGCUCGGCCCCUGGCAUCCGCUCCGUGGGUCAACACUGGGACAUGAACGGGAGCUCCUCGGACUCGGGCUCCUCGGAGGAAUCCGACAAGAGCGAGUCGGAGAAGAGCGAGGAGGAGGACGAGCCGCCGAAGCCGGUGAAGAAGCGACGGCGCCAGGCCGAGUGCAAGAUGGACCUGAAGGACAUGGUCGUCCGCAAGCGGAUGGCCAGCCUCAACGCCUCGGCCAUCCUGGCGGCGAGCUACUCCGUGGAGAAGCGGACCUCCACGUCGACGGUGUCGGUGCGCGAGGCGUCGUCGACGGCGCCGGGGCCGGCGAGCAAACGGAAAGGGCCCUCCGCGGCGGUGGCCGUCAAGGAAGCCACCCCGGCCAAGCGGAAGGUGGAGGUCAUCGUGACCCAGGACACGGACGUGACCAUCACCGGGGUCUACGUGGACUCGACGACGCGGAGUGCGCGCUCCGAGUACAGCAUGAAGUACCGCAUCUCCAGCACCAGCCACACGCAGACCGAGGCUGUGUCCACGGAGACACUCAUCCAUGCUGAGUGCGAUCGGCCAUCCUCGUCAGGAACCCCGCCGACACUAGCGGAGCAUCCUCAUCCUCACCCCCAUGCCCACGCCCACGGCCACCCUCACCUGCACCCACACCCGCACGCCCACCCGCACCCACAUGCCCAUCCUCACCCGCACCCUCAUCCACACCCACACCCUCAUCCGCACGUGCACGCUCACCCGCACCAGCACGAGCAUCCGCCUCAGCAGCCUCAGCAGCAGCCCAAGACGUACACGCCGCUGAACGCGCUGUCGAGCAUGCAGCCGCCCGGGAACCCGGGUUCCACUACCGAGUCGCCGCCCGCGCCCCCGGCCCCGCCGGGCCCCGGCCACGCUUCCAUGCCGGCCAACAUCCCGCGCUGCAACUCGGCCUUCUCCGCGCCACCCAACUUCCCCCCGACGCCCGUCCUCAACAAGGACUCAUCCUACAUUCACGGGGACGCGAAAGCUCUGCGCGCAGAUGAUUCCGUGAAAAUCCCGGACCCGGGCAUGGGGAUGAGGAGCAACACGGGAGGCUUCGGCUCCAGGAUGGAGCACCUAGCACUCCCAGCCCAGCAGCCACCACUCUGCACCCACCCUCAGCAGUCGCUUGCUCACUACCGCCAUCGCCGUGCAGCGAGCAUCCCGCGAACCUUGAGUGCCAAUUCAGCCUCGAUAUGCUUCAAUGCUUCGUCCACGUUGCCAAAUAGACGUAAGGAUCUCGUUGUCAGUUUUGACGACGAGUCGCAUCGUUGGUCCUGUGGUUGUAAAUUGUUCCAGGAGGGGGAGGAACUCGAGUCUUCACUCAUCGAGCAGUGUAGAGUACCCUCACCCGAGACAAGGAGAGACCCUUUAACUAACCUCUCGGUCGCAGGUAAGCAAAACUUCUUCAUGUUUAACCCGUUCUCCUCAGCCUCACUUAGCGAUUGUAGGUAA
Bemisia tabaci is the source of this 3198-nucleotide messenger RNA. NCBI's taxonomy places the organism in Eukaryota, Metazoa, Arthropoda, Insecta, Hemiptera, Aleyrodidae. The record is from RefSeq and is a predicted model, not a curated record.